Molecule: messenger RNA, 1278 nt
Organism: Zasmidium cellare ATCC 36951
Lineage: Eukaryota; Fungi; Ascomycota; Dothideomycetes; Mycosphaerellales; Mycosphaerellaceae
Exons: 6
Coding region: 1-1278 (425 amino acids)
Molecular function (GO): peroxidase activity
Source: RefSeq, a predicted model, not a curated record
AUGAAGUACACCUCCCAAGUUUUGCUUGGCGUUGCGCCUCUUGCAGCGGCCUUCCCUGCCAGUGUGAUACAAGCAGUCAAGAACAAUCCUCAGCUCAAAGCUCGAGCGGAUCACAUCCUCCAAGAGCGACAAGGAAGCGCCAGCGCGGCGACACUCAUCUUCGAACCAGCGCCUCUGUUCGAUGCUGAGCAGCAAUAUAUCGACAUCGGCCCUGGCAGUGGACACGAAUACGUGGCACCAGGUCCAAAUGACCUUCGAGGCCCUUGUCCGGGUUUGAACGCCUUCGCCAACCACGGUUUCCUUCCGCACAACGGCUAUGCAACCAUCACGCAAUUCAUCGAUGCCACGACACAAGUCGUUGGUAUGGGUGUUGAUCUUGCGGGCUUCCUCGCUGUCUUUGGUGCUGUCAUCGACGGUGACGGUACCGCUUGGUCGAUCGGAGGGACACCUGGACCAGGUGUUGGCGGACCACUAGCAGGCCAAGGCAAUGGUAUCUCUGGUUCGCACAACAAGUAUGAGAGCGAUGCAUCGCCAUGCCGUCCUGAUCUCUACGAGACCGGCAACGACUACGAAGCCGUCGCUUCGCAAUUCGAACAACUCAUCAACAUGUCGCCCAAUGGCGAAGUCACGCUCGAGAGCCUUACUGCCUUCCGAUCCGUGCGGUUCGACACGCAGAUCAAGAACAACCCCUACUUCUUUAACGGACCUUUCACUGGUGUUCAGGUUCAACCUGCUGCCUACACCUUCAUCUACCGCUUCAUGGCCAACCACUCAGAGGACCAUCCGUAUGGCUACCUGAGCUACAGCACUGUUGCAACGUGGUUCGGCAUGACUGGCCAGCCCGGCUCGUACGUUGCACAGCAGGGACAAGAGAAGAUCCCAGACAACUGGUACAAGCGCGCGAACGCCUAUCCUUACACCAUUCCCUACUUCGAGGCAGAUCUUCUCAACGCAGCAGCGCUCUAUCCAAAGUUCCUCAACAUCGGCGGCAAUCUCGGAAAGAAAGACUCAUUCGCCGGCAUCAACGCCGCAAACCUCACCGGCGGCGUGAUCAACUCCGGCGACUUGGCCAAGGGUAAUAAUGCGGCCUGCUUCGCCUUCCAAUUUGCUGCCCAGGUCAAGCCCGACUUGGCACUGAACUUGUUGACUACUUUGACGAAUGCUAUUGGCAAGGUCACCAGCCAGCUUGCUUGCCCGCAGUUGCAAGCUAUUGAUGACAGCCAGUUGAUGCAGUUCCCGGGGUAUAAGAGGAGUACGCAGGAGGGUAUUACGAAAUAA